UCUUCUUCGUUCUUACCAACAAAAUGUUCGUUAAAAGCGAUAAAGCAGAAGCUGAGAGCGAAUGUCAAUAUUACCCCUGAGUUUGGAUAACUAAACGCUGCGUUUUAUUGUGGAGUAGAUUUUGUAAAAUCCCUAAGCUUGAGAGAGCCUUCCGUUGUUGUGGUGGAGACUUUGGAGCUCCUCAAUCUCUCCAAUGGCGUCUUCUUCUCUCUCGUCUCUCUCCUCAAUCCUCAGUAACCCUCAUGGUUGCUCUCUCUGUUUCAAAGCCUCUACACAACGUUGUUUCGCUCUUAGAUUCCUCUCCUCAAAAGCAACCCAUGCUUCUUCAUCUUCUUCCUCUGCUCUUCUCCCUCGUUGCCGUAGCAGCACCCAUCGUCUCACACAGAAACCGAUCAAUAGGAAGAAGGGAUUUUCCUUAAAUCUUUCUAGAAGCUUCUCUAUUUCUCAAAUUGCUAGUUCCGGUAAGUUUGAUGGUCCAAGCCUCCACCAGUUCGUCUCCAACGCUCAAGCACACGCUUCUCUUACCACUCCCGAAACUGAAUCUGAAAGCACACUAGAUUCUGACAUUGCAUCAAAAGGUCGGAUUUAUCACGAAACAUAUGGAUGUCAGAUGAACAUAAACGACAUGGAGAUAGUCCUUGCGAUAAUGAAAAACUCUGGUUAUAAAGAAGUAGUGACGGAUCCUGAGAGCGCAGAAGUCAUUUUCGUAAACACUUGUGCUAUCAGAGAAAAUGCAGAGCAAAGAGUAUGGCAAAGACUUAACUACUUUUGGUUCUUAAAACGAGAAUGGAAAGUAAAUGCUGCUACAGGAAGAGCAAAAUCUCUCAAACCUCCUAAAGUUGUUGUUUUGGGAUGUAUGGCUGAAAGAUUAAAGGACAAGAUUCUAGAUUCUGAUAAAAUGGUUGAUGUUGUUUGUGGUCCUGAUGCUUAUAGAGAUCUCCCGAGGCUAUUGGAAGAAGUAGACUAUGGUCAAAAAGGAAUCAACACUCUUCUUUCUCUAGAAGAGACUUAUGCUGACAUAUCCCCUGUCCGAAUCUCUGAAAACUCAAUUACCGCUUUUGUUUCUGUUAUGAGAGGCUGCAACAACAUGUGUGCUUUCUGCAUUGUUCCGUUUACCAGAGGCAGAGAGCGAUCACGUCCUGUAGAAUCUAUAAUCCGCGAGGUUGGGGAGUUGUGGGAAUCGGGUGUGAAAGAAGUUACGCUUUUAGGGCAAAAUGUGAACAGCUAUAACGAUGAUUCAGCUGAUCGUGAGUCAGGUGCUAACUGGGAAUACAGUGAGGGAUUCUCGAGCCGGUGUAAAGUUAAAAACAUGGGUUUGCGAUUUGCUGAUCUCUUGGACCGACUCUCUGUAGAGUUUCCAGAGAUGCGGUUUAGGUUUACAUCGCCUCAUCCUAAAGAUUACCCUGACGAGUUGCUGUAUUUGAUGAGAGAUAGACAUAAUAUCUGCAAUCUCAUCCAUCUUCCUGCACAAUCUGGUAAUAGCAGAAUACUAGAACAAAUGCGUAGAGGUUACACCAGAGAAGCUUAUUUGGAUCUUGUUAAAAAGAUUCGGAGUAUUAUACCAGAUGUGGCUAUAACCAGCGACUUUAUAACUGGCUUCUGUGGAGAAACUGAAGAAGAGCAUCAAGAAACCCUAAGCUUGGUGAGAGCAGUUGGAUACGAUAUGGCGUAUAUGUUUGCAUACAGCAUGAGAGAAAAGACACAUGCUCAUCGCAACUACACAGACGACGUUCCAGAGGAGGUGAAACAGAGACGUUUAACAGAACUCAUCGACGCAUUCCGCGAAACAACAGGUCCGUGUUAUGACUCUCAGGUAGGAUCAACUCAGUUAGUUCUCGUCGAAGGACCAAACAAGAGAGCGCCUGAGACAGAACUCAUUGGAAAAACUGAUAAAGGACACAGAGUUUCGUUUGUCACGAAGCCUCUGUUUGAUAAAGCGUGUCUUCUUGAUGGUGAUGAUCUGAAGAGGAAUCCUGGAAUUGGGGAUUUUGUUGAGGUUCAGAUAGAGAAAUCAACGAGGGCAUCGUUGUUUGGGGAAGCUCUCGCGAUUAGUAAAAUGUCCUUGUUUCACGAUGUUGGUGUCGUCGAUGCUGUUGUUGCGUCUUGUGCAAGUUAAGUUGAACUUCCGUUUUCUUUGUUUCGAAAGCCUUUAUACUUUUUCUUCUGUAUACUUUCUUCAUAGUUAAACCAAAUAAGUUAUUUACAGAUGAAUUUUAUUACUUUUUUGAAAACACAAAUUGUAACUGAAAUGGAUAGAGAAACAUUUUUGGGCAUACAUGUAUUCCUCCC
Molecule: messenger RNA, 2289 nt
Organism: Arabidopsis thaliana (thale cress)
Lineage: Eukaryota; Viridiplantae; Streptophyta; Magnoliopsida; Brassicales; Brassicaceae
Product: Methylthiotransferase
Exons: 3
Coding region: 194-2116 (640 amino acids)
Biological process (GO): tRNA modification; tRNA methylthiolation; regulation of protein metabolic process
Molecular function (GO): catalytic activity; transferase activity; methylthiotransferase activity
Source: RefSeq, marked reviewed